This is a messenger RNA of Zophobas morio, 1655 nucleotides long. Its product is annotated as zinc finger Y-chromosomal protein 1-like. NCBI's taxonomy places the organism in Eukaryota, Metazoa, Arthropoda, Insecta, Coleoptera, Tenebrionidae. Gene Ontology annotation, biological process: positive regulation of transcription by RNA polymerase II. Bases 342 to 1619 code for a protein of 425 amino acids. The record is from RefSeq and is a predicted model, not a curated record. The transcript has 2 exons. Gene Ontology annotation, cellular component: nucleus.
AGGUUAUGUAACCUAUUAACGUCGGAGAAAGUUUUUCCGGUUUAAUUUUUUUCUCACAUCCUAGACACUAUCUAGAUGUGAGGAAAAAUAACUGUUUACAGUUAAAGUAACUGCGUACAACCGCUAGUUAAGUGAAAUGUAGAAUAGUGCAAUCCUGUUCUCAAUAACAAUUCGAUUUUCAACAAUGUAUUCUAACUGUGCUAUUUUCACUUAAUUCCAGUUCGGACCACCUCUAGCAACCAACAGAAUGCUCCACUGGCUAAAAGGAAAGCGUUUUACGCGCUAGUUACUCACGUACAGUUGACUUGAUCAAACAUUUCGUAACAAUUAAAUCAUCCACGAUGUUAACUCUGGAGUACUCUGCAAACUACGCCACCACCAAAAAACCCUUCCUCAAAAGCGCCCACUUCUGCAAGGUUUGCCCCUUCUUUACAACAUCAUUUUUUCUGAUGAUGAAUCACAUCAGACGCCACAGUUCGGCGUUGCGACGCUUCAACUGCGUCACCAGCAACGUGGAGAUUUAUUUGUGCAGAGAAUGCAACUUCCAGACCGGACUGACGCGCUUUUUCAAACAGCACAUGGAAGAACACAGCGAACAAAGAAAAGAACAAUACAUUGUUCGAAAGUACCUUUGCGAACACUGCCCUUUUGAGACACAUUUCUCGCUUAAGUGGCUCCAACACUACAAAAGUUGUCCGCGACGGAAAAACCCCCAAACAACGUAUGCCAAAAGUUACACUUGGAAUAAUUGUCGCGAGUUCAAAUGCAAAUGUAAAACGAGUUCGAGUAAACGGAGGUGUUUGGAACACUUGCACGAUAGUGGAAUUUCGUGGUAUUAUUGUCUGAAGUGUUGUUACAAGUGUCAGAGGAAAAGGAACAUACGAAGACACAUCAACCAACACUUGAACGAACAUGUGGUCAAGUGGUACGAAUGCACACUUUGUCCCUACAAAAGUAAGUACAACUCGCAUUUAAAAAAGCACGGGAUUAAACACCUGGAUGAGAAGAAAAUCGAGUGGCAUCAAUGUGAAAAGUGUCCCUAUAAAAGCAAGUACAAGUCGUGUUUAAUCAGCCACAUCAACGUGCAUCAUUUGGACGAGGAGGACGUAAAGUGGCACGAAUGCCCCAAUUGUCCCUACAAAACCAAAUUUAACUCCAACUUGAACAAACACAUUAACAGGCACCACUUGGACGGGACUCAAGUCAGAUGGUAUGAAUGUGAAGAGUGUCCACACAGGACUAGGGAAAAGUCGGAUUUAAAAAAACACAUCUAUGCGCGGCAUUGCAGCGACAACGAUAUUAAAUGGUUCGAAUGCCAACACUGCCCCUACAAAGCCAAAAGAAAAUGUCAUUUAAAUAACCACAUAAAUGCGCGACAUUUGGAUAAAAACGACAUUAAAUGGUUCGAAUGCCAAAGUUGCCCAUAUAAAGCCAAAAGAAACUGUCAUUUGCAAAGUCACAUAAUCGCGCGACAUUUAAACGAGCAAGAUAUUAAAUGGUACGAGUGCAACAUGUGCCCCUAUAAAGCCAAACAAAGUUCGAAUUUAAGGCAGCACAUAAACACGUACCAUUUAAAUGAGCACGAUAUUAAAUUCUUUAAGUGUGAAAAAUAUCCUUAACAAACUAAAUUAUCACAUUGUACUACUUUACUAGGU